Messenger RNA from Pyrus x bretschneideri (Chinese white pear), 306 nucleotides. RefSeq lists its product as uncharacterized. The transcript has a single exon. The record is from RefSeq and is a predicted model, not a curated record. Bases 1 to 306 code for a protein of 101 amino acids. NCBI's taxonomy places the organism in Eukaryota, Viridiplantae, Streptophyta, Magnoliopsida, Rosales, Rosaceae.
AUGGUCCUUUAUCAGAACAACGAUGCUUUUAUGUGCAAGAUAUUCGCCACCACUUUACAAGGUGAGGUGCAAGAUUGGUUCCACACCUUACCACCACAAUCCAUCCGAAGUUUUGAUGAUCUUUCCUUGGUUUUCACCAAAGAAUACUCAUCCUACCACUCAAUCAAGCAAAAGUCCGAUCACUUGUUCAAUGUGAAAAAAAAUCCACAAGAGUCGCUUCGCGAUUACGUGAAGAGGUUCAAAGCAGAGAAGGCGAAGAUAGUCGAAUGCGACAACUCGAUACCAAAUGCAGCCUUCCAAAAAUGA